AUGGAUCCUUUUGGGUCCAUGCAUAAUAAAACAGUUGAAUUGUUGAGUGCUAAAGCCGCUGAUUAUGGAUUGCCUUCAUCUGCGAACAGUGCUGGUUUACAAAGUGAUAAAGAAUCGGAGGACUUUGAAGAGGUAGUAGAUUCAGAUCUGGAUGCAAAUUUGCUUUGCAGUUACUUGUCAGAUCUGUGCACCGCCGAAAAAGAAAACAUUUCUAAUGGUAUUAUUGAGGAAAAUGCUGAAAUUGGUUUGUUGCAUAUCUGUAAGAAAAGUAUAGAUCUGUUGAAAGAACAUUACGAUAAGUGCAUUGAGUUAGUGAAUGAAUUGCGAAGUAAUUAUGAAGUGGUUACUGAACGAACUUCUUCACUGCACAAUGCAUGUGAUCGAAUGAUGGCGCAUCAGACACAGAUUGCUGCUGGAGCUGAACAAAUUCGUGCAAAUCUUUACUAUUACACCCAGUACGAAUCCAUCAUUAAAAAACUAAACACUGGAAAAUUUUCGAUAACGGGACAGGUGUUUACACAGAUUUUGUCGACAAUCGAUGAGUGUUUAAGAUUUUUGAGCGACCAUAUUCAUUACAAGGAUUCCGAAACUUAUAUUACGAAAUAUCAGCAGUGUUUAUCAAAAGCAAUGACAGUGAUAAGAAUGGGUGUUAUGGCCGAUUUGGAGGCAAGCCAUAAUGCCGUGAAAGAUAGGAAUAUGAAGCUAGAUAUCGACAACCGUCAAAGUGGUUAUAGCGAUGACGAUACUUUUGCAUUACUUUAUGGUGUUUUCGCUGCCCGAUCCAGUUCUGUUCGAUCAGCUCUUAAUGUCGCUGAACAACAUUUCCGAGACGUCGCAGAGUUUCAAUUGAUGGUAGCUGAUUGCCAGCAAGCUUACUUUAAAAUACGAUAUGAAAUGCUUGAGCCUGUUAUAAGAAGUACUAUUGAUGAACUGAGAAGAACUCAUGAUAACAGCUCGUGUGCACUGACUCGAAACGGCUGUGCUUUUUUGCUUCGACUUUGCGAUGAUGAAUUUCGAUUGUACAAGCAGUUCUUUACAGUUGAUGGCGAUGACGGCAGUGGUUCAAGAUCUGUCACGAUUUCAGCCCCGUCAAGUCCGCAUGCAUCAAUUUUAACUUCAUUCAUCUCAGGGGCAACAUUAUUUGAUGAUUUUAUUGAGUCACUGUGUCGCGUUUUCUACGACAUUUUGCGCCCUAUUAUUAUACACAAUUCACAUUUGGAAACUCUUACCGAGUUAUGCACAAUUUUGAAAGUCGAAAUGAUUAAAGAACGUUGUGGACUUAUGCAAUCAGUGAUGUCAUUGAAACAAUUAACAAGUAAUACAAGUGCUGAGGCAUCGUCACUGUCUUAUGCUGAAUAUAUGGUAAAUCCACGUAACGGAUUUGUACGAGUUAUGACUGAAUUAGUGGGUGAUGUUGUGGAGCGAAUUGUUUAUAGAACUAGUUUGUACGCUCAGUCAGACAUAGCCGAAUUCACCCCAUCGAGUGGAGAUCUUGCCUAUCCAGAAAAAUUAGAGAUGAUGAAAGAAAUUGAAAAGGAGCACAUCUUAGACAAGGAUAACAUAAAUGCAACCUCACCGACUUCUGCGAUCAACCUUUACUGUUUAUGGUAUCCAACUGUCAGGCGUACCGUGCUUUCUCUUUCGAAACUAUUUAAAUGUUUGGAGCCUUUAGUGUUCCAAAGCAUUGCUCGUGAACUGCUGACAGCCUGUUGCCAGUCAUUGGAAGAUGCAGGAGAACAAAUUCGAAGUCGUGAUACGGAAAAAAUUUCACGCACUCGCCGAUUUCUGGAUGCUGAAUUAUUUAUCGUGAAACACCUUUUAAUAUUGCGUGAGCAAACAAGUCCGUAUAGGGUCAUCGUACCAUCUGGAAGCACGCCUUCUGAUACCAUUCCCCAGCGUGAUUACGUCUUCGACUUUAGCAAAUACAGAACUUCCGCUUCGCAGUUCUUUCAUAAUCGACAUAGAUGGUUUGAAUUGACGUCAAAUAAUGCCUUUCUGGAAUUUUUGUUGCAAGUGCCACUGGCAGUUACGGAAGCAGUUGGUGAUAGCAGACGAAUUAUUGAUAUCCGGUUGAAAACUCACUGUCAUAACCUGAUAAAUACAACUAGUGAUAUAAUUAUUUUUGAAUUUGCUGAUUAUAUUGCUAAAGCAGAAGAGAUAGCAGCAGCGCCUGAUUUUGAUCUUACAAAGCAUGAUUCUCUGAAUGCAAACAGUAUGCAAAAUUUUGCGGGUCAAGCAUACAAAAAACUGACACAUUUGUGGCCUGAGAUUAAGGGAUGCUUCGAUCUGUACAUUGGUUUCAAAGAAACUGAAAAUAUCUUAUUGCAGCCAGUAAAGAAGCGAAUAAUUGAUGUAUUCACACGUGCUGGUCUUUUUGUUGAUAAAUUUUACGAUGAAGAGCAGAAACAAAUAGCUAGUCUUCCUACUCAGGAACACAUAUGGUUAUUAAUGAAUGCUUAG
Molecule: messenger RNA, 2460 nt
Organism: Cercopithifilaria johnstoni
Lineage: Eukaryota; Metazoa; Nematoda; Chromadorea; Rhabditida; Onchocercidae
Source: the annotation of a GenBank genome assembly